Colletotrichum karsti is the source of this 846-nucleotide messenger RNA. Its product is annotated as CFEM domain-containing protein. The coding region runs from base 1 to 846 and encodes 281 amino acids. NCBI's taxonomy places the organism in Eukaryota, Fungi, Ascomycota, Sordariomycetes, Glomerellales, Glomerellaceae. The transcript is spliced from 5 exons. The record is from RefSeq and is a predicted model, not a curated record.
AUGGCAAUCAAGGCCACUCGGGUUUCUACAUGGGGAGCUGACGACACGUUCAUUCUAAUAGCAUAUGUAAGCGAAGUUCUCUAUGUAUCGGGAGAAAACGGGGCCGGCAGGGAUAUGUGGAAGCUCACUCCCAACCAGAUCACGAAUUACUUCAUGUCCGUAUACAUCGGGCAGGUUCUCUACACCUUCACGAUAUGUCUAGUGAAAGCGUCAAUACUCUUUAUGUACCUCCGCAUCUUCCCAGGCGAAACCUUUCGGGCCGUCCUAUGGGGUACACAAGCCUUCAACGCGGCCGUCGGGAUUUCAGUCACCAUCGUCGGCGUCUUUCAGUGCCAUCCUAUACACCUGGCUUGGACGGUUUGGCGCCAAGACGGGCAGAGCCAGGGAUGGUGUAUGAAUUACAUCCUCAUCGGCGUCAUUCAUGGGGGAGUACAAGUCGCUCUGGACGUGUGGAUGCUCAUCUUACCGGCGUCCCAAGUACUGGGCCUGAACAUGCGUUGGAAAAAGAAGUGUGCCGUGUUCUUCAUGUUCAGCCUGGGUAUUUUUCUCACGGCGGCGAGUGCAGUUCGCUUUGGCUUCCUACUGAAAUACCAAGAGGGGACACACAACUUCACGACCGAUUCAUACCCCUUGGCCGUAUGGUCGAAUAUUGAGCUGAGCGUGGCUGUGUUCACGGCUUGUAUACCGAGUAUUAGGAAGUUCCUCGUCAGAUUUGUCUUCAAAAGUCUGGGAGAGACGACGAAUGUUCAACUCGAUCAAGGUCAAGAUAGAAGCUCGAGAAGCACCAGCAAGAGAUCAAUACGGCAUGCCGCGGACUCGGUGGAGGAUAGCUCACCACGGCUAUGA